AGUUCUCCACCACAUUCCCUACAGGAGCAAGACUGGAAGAGGGGGAGAGAAAGAUAGGGAGAUGUUUCCUUCCAAAGCUAAUGCGGUCCUCAACCAAGGGUUUGUGGAGGAUCCCAUGAGUUUUUGCACCCAGAUCUCUCCUCUUUCUCAUCUGAGCUUUCCUCCACAUGGGAUUCAGCAAACUCUUGGAGGCCUCAACAUGGGAGGAGGAGUCGCCUCUUACUUAAAGGAAGGCCUUCCUUCCAUACCAUCCCAAUAUAGGGUUGCUUCCUCUGGUGGUUUAGGUCAAUUUGGAGCCUCUUCAGAACAAAGAUCAAGUAAUAGUCUAUGGUCAUACGAUGAAGAGGAGGGGGAUCUAGGUAACAAGAUAUCAUCCGCCGGAGAGGAUAAUCACAAGUACAACAAAAACAAUAGUAGUAGUAGCAAUAAUAAUAACAACAAUAGCCUGUCGGUUGGUGCUAUAAGAAUGAAGAAGUUGAAGACAAGGAAGAAGGUUAGAGAGCCAAGAUUUUGCUUCAAAACCUUGAGCGAAGUCGAUGUGUUGGAUGAUGGCUACAAGUGGAGGAAGUAUGGCCAGAAGGUUGUGAAGAACACCCAGCAUCCAAGGAGCUACUAUCGUUGCACCGAGAGCAACUGUCAAGUGAAGAAAAGGGUUGAGAGAUUGGCAGAGGACCCCCGGAUGGUCAUCACAACUUAUGAGGGUAGACACAUACAUUCUCCUUCGCAUGAUGACGAUGAGUCCCGGGCUUCAGAUCAUAUCAAUUUCCUAUGGUAGUCUCUUCUUCAUUCUCAUUGUCCCAGCAUAUAUAUCUAUAUAUAUUAUCCAUCGCCCACGGUUUACAAUUGCAAAAUGGCCUUGUAAGUUAUCCAUUAGGCUCCCCCACUUGUAAAUUGUAAGUGUAAUAAUCGCAUCAUUCAACUGAUGUUUGUUUGAUGGAUAUCCAUAAAGAACUUCCCAAGUUAUAUUUAA
Molecule: messenger RNA, 970 nt
Organism: Elaeis guineensis (African oil palm)
Lineage: Eukaryota; Viridiplantae; Streptophyta; Magnoliopsida; Arecales; Arecaceae
Biological process (GO): regulation of DNA-templated transcription
Molecular function (GO): DNA-binding transcription factor activity; sequence-specific DNA binding
Source: RefSeq, a predicted model, not a curated record